GGAGAACCGUCGAUGCGCGCGCAGCCUCCCGCCAGAUCGCCGUUGCCGCGACCAUGAGGGGCCUCUGGUGGUGGGGUGCGGCGGGCCUGGUGAUUCUCCUCCUUGGAGAAGCGGGUGGUAAAUUUGCGCCCUUGCCCACAAUCACCAACAGGACCUUUAUCAAGCAAUACCUCGACAUCCACAACAAGUUCCGCAGCGGAGUCAGCCCCUCUGCCUCCAACAUGCUCUACAUGACAUUUGAUCUAGCUUUAGCUAAAAUUGCUAGAGCAUGGGGAAAUAAAUGUGUUUGGAAACAUAAUCCUAUUCAAACCUACCAUCCUGAUCGUAAAUUUAAGCCAACUGGAGAAAAUAUGUGGCUGGGAAGUGCCACCAAAAAAUCAUUUAAUCCUGUGGGUCCAAUUACAGCAUUUUACAGUGAAGUAAAAUACUACACUCUUUCUACCCACACGUGCACCAAAGUAUGUGGACAUUAUACCCAGGUUGUUUGGGCUGCUUCAUACAAAGUUGGCUGUGCUAUUGUUUUCUGCCCUUACAUGGACAAAAAGAAAGCAAAUUUUAACUUUUUAGUGUGCAAUUAUGCUCCAGGGGGCAAUUAUAGAGGAGUACGCCCUUAUAAAGAGGGAAAACCAUGUAGCAACUGUCCAAAAGGAGACACUUGUAAAGACAAUCUCUGCAGAAAUUCUGAACGUGAGAAAGAAAACAACAAGCGUAUGUAUUACAAUUGCUUUUUAUAUUUUACAGUAUAUUUACUUUUAAAAGACGAUCAUUAUAUUCCUUUUUUUUUAAACCUAGGUUAUUCACGAUGGUAUCCACCAUUUGAAAGCCGGAUUAUAUGUGAUCCAUCUUGCAUUGCUGUUGCAGUUUUAAGGCCAUUGUUACUAUUUCUGGCAUUUGCAGUUGUUUAUUACUUACAAAUCCGUUAUCCAAACUUAAGUUUUUCAAAAUAAUCUUCAGUAUACUAUACUCACAGAACCUUCUCUGACUACUUUGGUUAAUUAUCAGACUACAUUUACAUGAACUGUUAACAUGAUUUUCCUGUUCUAUGUUUUAAAAGUAGAUUUGGUUCAAUUCACUGUUUAUGCAAUUUGGUCAAACAAAUUCUUAAUGCUUUUUAAUUCAGAUGAUACUAAUGGAAAACAAAAUAUAUUUAAUAUGUUCCAUGUUAUGUAAACAUGUAUAUUAAAACAAGUGAGUUGUGACUAAUACGUGCUAAUGUGAUAAAUUGCA
Candoia aspera is the source of this 1227-nucleotide messenger RNA. RefSeq names its product GLIPR1-like protein 1. Lineage: Eukaryota; Metazoa; Chordata; Lepidosauria; Squamata; Candoiidae. Gene Ontology annotation, cellular component: extracellular region. The record is from RefSeq and is a predicted model, not a curated record. The coding region runs from base 54 to 947 and encodes 297 amino acids. The transcript has 5 exons.